Triplophysa rosa is the source of this 2600-nucleotide messenger RNA. RefSeq names its product small glutamine rich tetratricopeptide repeat co-chaperone beta (gene sgtb). Bases 124 to 1044 code for a protein of 306 amino acids. Gene Ontology annotation, cellular component: TRC complex; membrane. Gene Ontology annotation, molecular function: protein binding; molecular adaptor activity. Lineage: Eukaryota; Metazoa; Chordata; Actinopteri; Cypriniformes; Nemacheilidae. The transcript has 12 exons. Gene Ontology annotation, biological process: post-translational protein targeting to endoplasmic reticulum membrane. The record is from RefSeq and is a predicted model, not a curated record.
CGCCGGAACCGCGCAUGCGCUGUGUCCCGCAUGACCCUCGCAGACUCGCACGAGCGUUCAUGACGCUGUGGCUCAGAGACGGGCGCUGCAGCUGGCACUUUCUCCAGCUUUCUUCCUGACAUAAUGGCAGUAGAAAAGCGCUUGGCAUAUUCUAUCGUGCAGUUCCUUAGAGAUCAGACACACUGUAGCUCGCUGAAUUCAGAUGAACAGGAAAGCCUGGAAGUUGCAAUACAAUGUCUGGAGACCACCUUCAAGAUCAGCUCCAGCGACUGCCAUCUCGCCACCCCACAGCCACUGAGAGAGAUAUUCCACAAUUCCCUUCUCAAAAAUGAUGUCGUUGCGCUACCCGAGACAUUUCCAUCUCCGGAGGACAUUGAGACAGCUGAGCAGCUUAAAAAUGAGGGGAACAAUCACAUGAAAGAGGAGAAUUAUAGCAGUGCUGUGGAUUGUUAUACAAAAGCCAUCGAGUUGGACCAAAGAAACGCUGUGUAUUACUGCAACAGGGCUGCGGCUCACAGCAAACUUGGAAACUACACAGAGGCUACAGGUGAUUGUGAGCGAGCAAUUGCGAUCGACCCCUCGUACAGUAAAGCUUAUGGCAGAAUGGGACUAGCACUAACGUCUAUGAGCAAGUAUCCAAGGGCGAUAUCAUAUUUUAAAAAAGCUCUGGUGUUGGAUCCUGAAAACGACACUUACAAGUCAAACCUGAAGAUUGCGGAGCAGAAACAAAAAGAAGCUUCCAGCCCUACGGCCACAGGACUGGGGUUUGACAUGGCUAGUCUCAUCAAUAACCCCGCGUUCAUUAGCAUGGCAGCGAGCGUGAUGCAAAACCAACCAGUGCAACAACUCAUCCGAGGAAUGAUGUCUAAUGCCGCGAGGGGGCCGGCAGCCGGAGUUGGCGGAUUAUAUGACAUAUCCAGUCUCAUUGAAGCUGGGCAGCAGUUUGCUCAGCAGAUCCAGCAGCAGAACCCGGAGCUCAUCGAGCAGCUGAGGAACCACAUCCGAAGUCGCUCCUUCAGCGGCAGUGCUGAGGAACAUUCCUGAUCCCAACGGUCUAUACGGGAUCAAGAAUCGAGGGGCGGCAGGCGGAAAAAGUUGUGAGCGCAAUCCUUUCACCCAUUCUUCUGUUCAGUCGAACCAGUCGAUGGGGUGUGGCACUUUAUUUGGGAGUUUCAGGGAUGAAGAGGAAAAAUAUAUCUAAACACAUUAAAAUUCAACCUUUACACAGAGAAAAUGUCUUACAUCUGACUGAGGUUUCUUUGUGUUUGUCUGUGUAGAUAACGUUUUAGUCCUCUGUUACUUUAUAUGAAUGUAGCUGGCAAUGACACAUCAGAGUUUACAUAACAAAAUGUCCGAUCAUGAUGUCACGUUAGCAGCUAGGCCAUUGUUAUUGAUAUCCAAGAGACAGUUUUCUCAAAAAUGAAAAUCCAUAAAUUCUAUCAUGCAUACUGUAUGUCUUUCCAAACCUAUGACUUUCUUUCCUCCUCACAACACAUAAGGUCUGACUAGUCAUAAGAUAUACAACGAAUAUUUGCAUUAUUAGGUCAUUUUUGUUUUCAAAUCUUUAUUACGAGUUAAUAGUAUUGUGUGUAGAAAAAGGCAGUCAGUUUAAUUCAGCAAUUUUGUUGAAAUGUCAUUCUAUUGUGUAAUAGACCGUUUCAUCGGACGCGCGCGCCGGGACUGCAGUUAACUUCCGGCUAUUCAGUGUCUAUUGCAGCUAACUUCCGGCUAGUGUCUAAUAAAAUAACUUUUUAUUUUAUGUUAAUAUUAAUUUGUAGUAUUUUUUAUUGUAUUAAAUAAACGACUCGUUGAAUUGUGUUGAAUGUUAAUUUUAUUAAAUAAGCAUUUGUUUUCGUGUAGUUUGGUCGCAUUUAAAGAAACCGUAUGGUAGACUGACAUCUAGUGGUUGAGCUUGGUAUUUGAGUAUAAAUUAAAAAUAUCGGAGAGACAAGUUUAGCCAAGUAACGGUUCUUCUCGGUUUCUUUUGAUUGUUAUCAGAAAUAAUCUACAGACACUAUUGUUUGUGAAUGUGUACCGGAAGUUAACUGCAGCCCAUGAACGCGCGCAUGUGCAGUAACGUUUGUUUACAGUAUGUUACCGUCUACGUAAUUAAAUUGCAUCAGCUGCUUCAAGACAUAUUUUAAUGAAAAACGAUUAAAAACAUUUAACCGUCCAUUUUAACUGUUUGGUGCACCAUUAGUGUUCUAUGUAAAAGUCUGACAGAUUUGGACCAAGAACUGACAGGAUUUUCAUUUUCAGAUGAACUAUCCCUUUAACACAUAUUAGAUUACUUUGACAUAUUUUGUUCGUUUUAGGAACAAGAGGCAUCUGUGUGUGAUAAAUAAUGACUAUAUACUGUACUGUAUCAGCAGCUUCACAAGUCUCGUUUCUUUAGUUGUUUAUUCUGUAAUCUCAAUAACAUAAUCUUGCUAAUUUAAGAAUAUUUGUGUAUCUUUCAUUAUUAGCAUUUCUUCAUUUGCAUGCUUCAAGAUCUGAUAUUUACAGUCAGAUGAGUGAGUGAAACUUAAGAUGACAUUAAUAAAACAGCUGUAAAAUGUUUUGUCAAAAAAUAGCAUCAAUAAAGGUGUCAAUAGAUGACC